Messenger RNA from Leucoraja erinaceus (little skate), 1559 nucleotides. RefSeq names its product SIN3-HDAC complex associated factor, like (gene sinhcafl). Lineage: Eukaryota; Metazoa; Chordata; Chondrichthyes; Rajiformes; Rajidae. The transcript is spliced from 5 exons. The coding region runs from base 169 to 846 and encodes 225 amino acids. The record is from RefSeq and is a predicted model, not a curated record. Gene Ontology annotation, biological process: negative regulation of cell migration.
CUAUAGCACUCCCUAUUACUAUUAAUCGCGCUGGUCACCAUUGCCGUCUUAUCGGGCUGCGCCAGGGUUAAUUUCACUUGCAGCUGGGAGCGCUGGGAUUUGGAGUUUGUGAGCGCUUUGUGUUUGUUACAACAGGAAUGUCACCGAGAUCAAACUGCAGAUCCCGACAUGCCGCACGCUGCAACAGAGCGGGGACUGGGAUUGGAAGCGGUGCCCAUAUACGGUGCAGGGCGCCUUGGGGUAAGAAACGUUUUAGUGUGUAAAGGUGGUGACACCAGCUGGACGCCGACCAACUUUGCAAAGACAAUAACAACGAGCUUGAUAGAAGCACGGAUGGGAGAUAUCUGUAAUGCAUGUGUCCUUCUGGUGAAGAGAUGGAUAAAACUGCCUGCUGGAUCAAAAAAAAAUUGGAGUCAUGUAGUUGAUGCACGAGCUGGUCCAGGCCUUAAAACACUUGUGAAGCCUAAGAAAAGGAAAGCCGGCAAUGAUAUUAAAAAGCAGAAUAAAUUGAAGCGUCUCCAGCAAAAACUAAAAAGACAGAAUUCGGAUGCACAUAGCACAACGUCUAGUAUUUCACCUUCACAGUCGCCUACCUACAGCAACCAAUCUGAUGAAGAGUCAGAUACAGAAACCCAGAAAGCUCUUUCCUUGCAACCAGUCUUUUCGUUUCUGGAUCUGACAUACUGGAAAAGGCAAAAGAUUUGCUGUGGCAUUAUCUACAAGGGCCGUUUUGGUGAGGUGCUGAUUGAUCCUCGUCUUUUUAAACCUUGUUGUGGUACAAAAAAGAACUCCAAAGCUACAACAGAGGUUGAAACAGCACUUCAGAUUAUUCAAGGAAAACGGUAAUAUGUUCUGUAGCAACUGGACAUUCACCUCUGGUCACAGCCUGUAUUUGUCUUUUUGUCUCCAGUGGCAGACUUUAAGAAUUUGAUAUAAUUUUGUCCAAGUCAUCUCAUUUCUCUUGAUGAGUAAUUGCAUUUCUCUUGAUCAGUAACUGCUUGAAGCAGUGAACUCGGUUUUAUAAAUCUCCAGUGUGCUAGCUAUUUUAAAAGUAGGCUGGCCAUUCAUUGACGUUUUGUUUGAAAUCUCCAGGCGUACAUUUGAAAUGGAUUUUUGUUGUCAUUAUGUUUAAAGAGAAUGAUUUAAUUUUGAUUAGGUGGCAUUUUAAAUUGUAGAUUUGUCUUCCUGGAAACAUUUCUAUUUUACAGUUUUUAAGUUUAAUAUUAUCAAAGUGUAUUGCUGUUCAUUUGUCCAUUAUUCAAUCCCAGCUCUGCACCUCAACCUCACUCCCUGCAUCUCACCUUGAACUCCUCACUGAAUCAAUGGAUUAUUUGAGCUCAAUUACCAGAGUUGCCAAAUUAAUCUGGUAUGUGGGAUGUGCAAUAACUAUUUUUCGUAUUUUGGUACGAUGCUAGCAGAUACUCUUGUGCAGAGGCAAUUUUUUUAUUGUUCCUUAACUCACUGGGAAAUUGAGGACUAUUUUCUGUUACCUACCCCAGUGUAUUUUUAAGUAUAUCAAUUUUUUAAAGAGUAAAACAUGUGAAAUAAAUGUUUUGUAC